Molecule: messenger RNA, 2664 nt
Organism: Enterobius vermicularis (human pinworm)
Lineage: Eukaryota; Metazoa; Nematoda; Chromadorea; Rhabditida; Oxyuridae
Source: the annotation of a GenBank genome assembly
AUGGGUCGACGAAAGUUGCCUUCACUGCCACCGCAACGUACUGAGAAGGCCAGUGAAGGUCUACCACCACCGAUCUACCUCACUUCAAGCGCACCACUUUAUUCGGCUGAAAGUGAACGCUCCACAGCUGCUCAAGAACAAAGUGCCUUUACACGAACGAAAGUUCGUACCAGUUCCUAUAGCGAUUUAACCAGACCUUCUUCUGCAAGCAGUGUCCUAAGUAAUGCAGACUAUCAUUCGACAAUCGAUCCAACGAUAAUACCUGGUGCUACAAUUGCUGGAGUAAAACCAAAAACUCGGCAAACUUCAUCAGCAGUUACUGGUGGAAAAUCUGCAGCGCUUUUGGCUCAAACAAAUAAAUAUAAAAUGCCAACAACGCUUGCACGAGUACUGCUAAAAAAAGAACUCAAAGAAGCAUUGGAAAAACGUCGAGAAAGUUUGGAAGCUUGUGAAAUUGAGGCCAACCAACGUCAGUACGUAGUUAGGCGUAUGUUGUUAACUGGUCUAUUGCCAGAGAGUCGCCCAGCUGAAAUCGAUGAUAUACCAAAUGUAAUUCCCUGUCUACUUCCAAUUGAACUUAUUAGUGGAGCAAAUGUUAUACCUACUACUAGUGCCUCAACUACCACUGCUCGAAAAUUCACUGAACAGAAAUGUUGCUAUACUCAGUCACUACCAUCAACGAGUAAAACUCAGAGUAUUGCAAUUUCAACAGAAGAUGUUACACCCUCACCACUUCGUGCGAAAUCGGUUGGCGUUCAAGCUGGCGACGUAGAUUUAAGUUCUGGGCUUAGUUCUCCAGCUUCAGUCCAGACAUUUUCUGUAAUUCAAAAAGAUAGGGGUUACCGGCGUUUAAACAGUUCUUUAAUUACUUCUGUAGCACCAAAAUAUAUGUCGACGGAAACGCAAACAGAACAUAGUUCACUCAGUGAUAGACGACGAAGCAAGAUUGGCACAUCAUCUUCAGCUAAACGGAAAAGUACAAAAAAAAUCUCUUCGUCUGAUACGAACUUACUGGAGACAACUGCUAAAUAUUUUGCAGAAUAUGAUCGGCAGUUACGUGAACAUGGUCGAUUAAUGAGGCACCAUUUCACGUUUGCAGACGACGAUCCGGUUAAAAGGGAGACGAAAAAACAACGAUUAAUAGAUGAGCUGGCGAGAAGGAAAGAGAAAAUAUCGUCUAUGAUUGAUUUAAAUACAGCGACUGAUUACCCUACAGAUUACGGCGCUUCUGACUACUCAUCUACUGUUCCACAUUACGGCUCACUUCCGAGGUUAGACUAUACAUCUAGUGUACGUCCCUCAAGAUAUAGGGAAGAUUAUGGUUUUUACAACUCUUUACCAAGGAAUUACGAAAGAUAUCGUGACAUGUAUGAUUAUAAUCAACCAGACUAUGACCUGCUUCAACCGCAGACAUUAGCUGGCAUCAGAAGUGAUCCGUUAACCCGUUCUCUGAACGAUCUUCGGUUAGACACCGAGGAUAGUAUUAUUGAUCCAAGAGUGAGGACAUCAGCUGCUCAUUCUUUAGAUUAUUAUGGUCGUUCAAACUAUCCAUAUAGAGAUACCAACCGCUCAGCUUUUGCUAUGAGAAGACCCUAUCCGUAUGGAAGGCGAUAUGCAGCCGAUGAUUUGAACCCCCAGCGUUUGCAGUACAGUGAUCUGGAUUCAUCUGGAAAACCAGAUAUGAUUUCACAGUACGCAAACUUUCUGAGUAAUCAGUUUAGGACCGAUCAAGAAGAACAGCUGAGUAGAGAGCACAAAAUAGGAGCGGGAUUUUCAAAUAUCUCAUCUUCACGGUUACCCACAAGAAGUCAGUACAGCGGUCCUAUGAGUGAUCCUUAUCCAACUUAUCGCGGAUCCUAUUCACAACAACGGUAUCAGCCUUACGGCACUUCAAACUACAAUGCUACGUCAUACGACCCGUUGUAUUCAGAACCAGCAUCGAAUCCUGUUGCAUAUCCCCAACGAAUACCUGAAAGAAAUAUCCCAUACACGAAUUUGUAUAACACCAGGUACGACGGCGACAGAUUGAACAGCGCGCAUCCAUCACUGUAUGAAGGUCAAGAAUACACGGGAGAAAUGCAGUUAAACACAUUCCCAAAUAGUAGUGAUUAUCGGUCGGAACCGUUUUAUCCUAGGGAGCUUAGUCAAGUUUACAGCCGAAAUGAAACAAACUAUGGUUCACGGCAGCCACAGACUGCAACCGAUUAUGGUAACUUCUAUAGGAAUCGACAGCCACCGCCUAGUUUACCUUACGAUUCAUAUGACAGUUACGUUAACGAAAGGUAUCCUGGAUAUGGGCUACAAGAUUCCUACCAUACAACCUAUAAUUUGGCUGGACCACCAUAUACAUCUACGCCGGCAUAUCCGCAAAACCGUCAAAACUUAAGUGUAGGCGGUACAACCGGUUUCAGUAAUCCAAGUCGUCAAGGCCGAAAUGAACCAUCAUCGUACAGUGUACCGUUGAAUACCUACGGUACGCAACAGAAUAACAACGUUUCACGGUAUGGUCGAAUAUGGCCACAAUCAUCUACUACCUACUAUGACGAAUCGUAUCCUCACGAAGAUGCAUUAACCCGUGUAUACGCAUCAGCGUCGGAUCCAUAUCGGAGUCCCCGAUCACAGCGUUUGGGUAAUGCAGCUUCAACCAGUUAUUCAUGUAUCUAA